CGUUGCUCCCACGUACUUUCAACUCGGUGUUGCUCUAUUUUUGUUUCUUUCUUUUCUUUCUCUUCCACGGCUUCUCUCGAAACGCGCAAAAGACGAAAAUCGAGAUCUUUCCCGAGAAUCAAGCUAAAAUUCCGCAACAAUGAGCACCAACAUCCUCGUCAGGAUUUGCAGGCCGAAGCUCUUGCGCGCCGCGAUGACCGAGCAAAAAUCAUGGGUCAUUGUCAGCAGGUGUCUUAGUACCACUAUGUCGCGCAGUAUGCUAAAAGAUUCACCAAAUGCAGCGUUAGACAAAACUCUAUUGCAAAAGUAUUUUGAUCUGCCCCAACCGGAAAAUGCGAUCCAAGCGAAAUACAUCUGGAUCGACGGUACUGGUGAAGGAUUACGUAGCAAGACCAGAACUCUAAACUUUGUACCGAAACAUCCGUCCGAUCUACCAACGUGGACUUACGAUGGCAGUUCGACGUACCAGGCCGACGGUGCCAACAGUGAUAUAUUCCUCUACCCGGUGGCGAUUUAUAACGAUCCUUUUCGUCGCGGUAAUAACAAGCUCGUACUGUGCGAUACCUACUACAGCGACAAGACGCCAACGAAAUCGAACAAGCGAUGCCGCGCAAACCAGGCGAUGGAGUCUAUCAAGGAUCAAGAGCCCUGGUUCGGUAUCGAACAAGAGUAUACUCUUUUGGACUUCGAUGGUAGGCCACUCGGCUGGCCUAAGAAUGGCUUCCCAGGCCCACAGGGUCCUUAUUACUGUGGCGUCGGCGCCGACAAAGUCAUCGGUCGCGAAAUCGUCGAGGCCCAUUACAGGGCCUGCCUGUACGCUGGCGUGAAGCUCGCGGGAACCAACGCCGAGGUGAUGCCUUCGCAAUGGGAGUUCCAGGUAGGACCGUGCACGGGCAUCAACGCCGGAGAUGAUCUAUGGAUCGCCCGAUUCAUUCUGCAUCGCGUCGCCGAAGAAUACGGUGUAAUCGUCAGCCUGGACCCGAAGCCAGUGGACGGCUCGUGGAACGGCGCCGGUGCCCACACCAACUUUUCGACGAAGGCGAUGCGCGGCGAUAACGGUAUCGCUGAAAUCGAAAAAGCGAUUGACAAGCUCAGCAAGCAACAUCUCAGGCAUAUCCAAGCGUAUGAUCCGCGCGGAGGGAAGGACAACGAGCGUAGGCUGACCGGCAAAUGCGAGACCAGUAAUAUUCAUGACUUCAGUGCUGGGGUGGCCAACCGAAACGUCAGCAUCCGCAUUCCCCGUGGUGUUGCCGAGGAGAAGAAGGGCUAUCUGGAAGACAGGAGGCCUAGCAGCAAUUGCGAUCCCUACUCCGUCUGCGACGCCCUGGUCCGCACCUGCGUGCUAAACGAAUAAUAAAGUCGUGGUGAAGAUACAUCGGAGCGAUAUACGCACACAUCCGAAAAUACACUCUG
Messenger RNA from Cyphomyrmex costatus, 1413 nucleotides. It is a transcript of the gene Gs2, whose product is annotated as glutamine synthetase 2. Gene Ontology annotation, molecular function: glutamine synthetase activity. The transcript is spliced from 4 exons. The record is from RefSeq and is a predicted model, not a curated record. Lineage: Eukaryota; Metazoa; Arthropoda; Insecta; Hymenoptera; Formicidae. Gene Ontology annotation, cellular component: cytoplasm. Bases 140 to 1354 code for a protein of 404 amino acids.